AUUUCAUUGGAUACCUCGUUUUGAGUCCAAUAUGUCUGCGCCCAUGGUAUGAAAACAUCGCAGUUCCCGUGUAUUAGGGAAUUGAACGAGAAUGCCUGAAGAAACAUCAUUCAGACUGAAGGAUGAAAAACAUGUUUCAGUGGAGGUGGAAUUUAUGCUGUGGUCAUCCAAGUUUGACCUGAUUGCUUUGGCUAAUGUUCAAGGGGAGGUUGUUCUCCAUAGAUUAUCAUGGCAGAAAGUCUGGUCUGUCCCACCACCAUCAGAGGAGGUCAAGGUGAAAGCUUUGGCAUGGAGACCGGAUGGAAAAGUGGUUGCUGCUGGAUACAGCAAUGGGAGGAUCAACUUGUACCACAUAGAGAAUGCAGACAUUCUCCACUCCAUUCACUUGGAAGGGGAGAUAACUUGUAUGGAGUGGGUGUGUCAGUUCUGUCCGGAGGAUGCAGAGUGGAAACCGGAUCCAUACAAAGAGGACAACUUCAGGAACUACCUCCCAAAACUUCAGCCCCUCAAUAAAAGUUAUGGUACCCUGUCCAAAGUAUCACCAGUGGAAGAAUCUGUAGAAGACAGCAAGCAGUUGUGUGAACAGAAGGAAUUAAACUUGCUGAUUGUUGGCUGUAGCAGUAACUCAAUGAGUAUGUAUGCUUUUGGGGUUUUCCCCGUCAGCAGACUCGCAGUGCCUGCCAUCAAUGUGGACAAGAUCAGGAAAAUCUUGUCUGCAACUAUAAGCCAGGAUCUUCAGAGCUUGUCGCUUGUGCUCGAAACAGAGGACAAAGAACAGCACAGCCAUUGCUACCUGAUGUCGUUUGACACCAAACUAAUGGCUUCUCGACACAAGGAGCUGAGACUGAUGGCUUUGAAGUUUGGACAAGUGCUUACUCUCAAAGAGUAUCUUCAGGCCACUGUACAGCAGAUGUCAGAGGCAUGGGAAGACAUCUUAAUGGAAAUGGACUCCAAGCUUCUCAAGUUUGCUGAAGACAAAAAGGCAGCAGGUACAGGGACAGUGAGCAAUGAUUUCCUAGAGCUUCUGCUGUUUGGAACACCCAGUCCAGAACUACAGACUUUCCUCUUGAAUGAUUUGACUGGCAAGGGUUUGCAGAAAUUGGGACAUUCUAUAGAAACUUCCUACUCCAACAUUCAGAAACUGGUUGUGAAACAUUUACAAGUGGUGAGUCAGGCCAUCCUGUACCACCUGGCCGAGUUGAGGGGAAUGUCUCUGUGGUACGAGAAGUUUGGAGUUCUAGGGCUGACCACACAGACUCUCCACACUGCCAUCAUGACGGUCGGAUCGUUCGUCCUCAAAUCCAGUGAACUCCAACAAGUUAUAGAUGACAGUAUAAAGAAUUUCAAGGCAUUCUUCCGGUGGUUGUAUGUAGUUAUACAAAGAAUGUCAAAUGAAAAACCACCUGCAGAUCUGAUAAAGAUGACGCAGCAUGAUAUUAAUUUUGUGGCAGAAUUUUUGCGAGACAAUUUUAACCAUUUUACAUUGGAUGAUGAAGAUUCCAUCUCAGAACUAAUGGCAGACAAAGACAAGAAGUCCAGGUUUAAGCUGGAGAAAGUUGGACAGUAUCUUAAGAAGGAGGAUCUGCACUACCCCCCAAACAUAUCCAGCAACCCCUGGGUCCAGUUUCAGAGAGGCUGCUUUCUCCUCAAAGCUCAUGAAGUGCUUUAUCCUGUACAGAACAUGAAGUCCCUGGUUCAGCUACAGGAGGAUUUGGACAGUGCUAUUAGUGCCUCUCUGUAUAAACCAUCUAGUGUGAUUGGUCAAUCAAUGAGAUGCCAGUCGUCUAUAAAGUUGUUUGACUAUGACCCUUCAGAUCCUGAUUUUCAUCCUAAAGUUUUCCAAUUUACAAACAAUGAGAAGGAGAUGCUGUAUACUGUUUACACAAAGGACAGUUUGCCAUGUGAUAAGUGUGUACUCAUACGGAGGAUUUCAUCAGCUAGCAAAGAAAGUCAUAUGGAAGCUGUUUCAUUUCGAGUUGGUGCUUUAAAUAACAGAGAACAGAAGAAUAACUCAACAACUGAAGACAGAUGUACCCGUCAUAGAAUCCUAGACAUUGCGUUCUACGACGAGAAGACGAUAUCUCUGUUACUGGUCGAGGACCACAAAGACGAGCGUCCGGUGCUGGUUCUGAUGACGUUAGAGGCGAUAGCAGACGACACGUACACGCCGAUUGACCCAGAACAAGGGUUUAAAGAGGACAGCAUUCGUCUGGUAGAUGUUGCCGCGAAGAUUGACCCAUCCUGUUACCGCCGCUUAGAUAACAUGAGAGCUCGCUCUUUCGCAGUCAGUGGAACCAGAAAGACAGCGACUGUGUUGUUCUCCUCGCGGAGGCGGGUGAGGAUUUUCCUGAUGGACGCCGAGGAGGAGGAUGAGGAUUGGGACGGAUGUGGUGAAGAUGAGGACCCUGGGGACCAGUCAGGGGAACUCAACUCUAGUGAGGCCCCCGAGGGGGAAAUGCAAAUAGACAAUACAGAGGACAUGGAGGAGGAUGAGAACAAAGAAAACACCAGCUUCUCCAGUAGUACAGAAUAAAAACUGUGUAUUUGUUCGUGCAUCUUUGACUAUAAG
Messenger RNA from Magallana angulata, 2569 nucleotides. Its product is annotated as anaphase-promoting complex subunit 4-like. NCBI's taxonomy places the organism in Eukaryota, Metazoa, Mollusca, Bivalvia, Ostreida, Ostreidae. The transcript is spliced from 27 exons. Gene Ontology annotation, cellular component: anaphase-promoting complex; nuclear periphery. Gene Ontology annotation, molecular function: protein binding. The coding region runs from base 92 to 2533 and encodes 813 amino acids. Gene Ontology annotation, biological process: positive regulation of mitotic metaphase/anaphase transition; anaphase-promoting complex-dependent catabolic process; protein K11-linked ubiquitination. The record is from RefSeq and is a predicted model, not a curated record.